AUGGGGCGUGACGAUACUGUUGACUAUGACCACACACUUCGUUACGAUACCAACAUGUAUCAAGAUGAAGAUGACGAUGAUCUUCGAUAUCAAGAUCUCAUGAAUAAUUUGACGGAAUCAUCACUUAAAUUGCGUCGGCAAAGAUCGGCGUUGGAAAAUGAACAUCCUGCAAAGUCUCUAUCUGUUUCAGAGUAUCCCGUACGUCCUGGUACCUACAUGGAAACUACUUCAGUUGAUACCGAUACCCCAGAUGAUGGAAAUCUAGUAGAACGUGCAAGAGCGGCUUAUAGACAAAACUCUUGUAUCGUCAAACAAUUAGCGUUUGAUGAUAUAGAAACCCGUAAUGCCACCGCCAGUUUAACCAAAUUGAAUCAGAUAUUAGAAUCCGACCCCAUGUCUAAUAUCAACGUAACGUAUCAGGAUUAUUUGGAUCUAAGAGAUAAGCACAACCAAUUGAAACGUCAGUACAUGGCAGAACUUGAUAAAUCUCAUGCAGUGAUGAAAUCCAUCGAAAAAAUUAUGGAUAGGAAACCACCUGUAUUGACGUCACCCAAUGAAAUUAAAGCUAGAGCUUCGAAAGCUAGAGAGUUGAUUUGUGACGUUAGCGCUAUGGCUACAGAUGAUAACAUUAUGCAAAGAUGCACUGACGCGGUCAAAGAAAUUGAACAGGUCGAAUACUUGUUAACAACCACAGUUGCAAAUCCGUACCCUCCCUUUGUUUCUUCGUCUGCUGUUACAGAUUGA
Lizanozyma spartinae is the source of this 744-nucleotide messenger RNA. RefSeq lists its product as uncharacterized. The record is from RefSeq and is a predicted model, not a curated record. The transcript has a single exon. Lineage: Eukaryota; Fungi; Ascomycota; Pichiomycetes; Serinales; Debaryomycetaceae. Bases 1 to 744 code for a protein of 247 amino acids.